AUGUUUUACCGGGGUUCAACGGCACUAUCUCGCAGAGUAUUCUCUACAAUAGCUGCAACUCCAACGACAACCCCUAAAGACGAUAACGCAUCAUCAAAGUCAGUGAGUGAAGCUAAGAGCGAUCCUCUGCAUAAACAAAUAUUCCUGCAGAAGUUUCGUGAGCGAUUGGCGAAUGAUACGACUGGUAAAAACUCACUGGAGAAUUUCUUUGAUCUCCCCGAAGGUCUCCCACCCACUGCCGCGGCGAUUGGACCGUUAAAGCGCGGUGAGGAGCCACUACCACCGUGGCUAAAACUAAAAGUUGCAAAAGGUAUUUCACAACGACCACGGUUUAAUAAAAUCCGUCGAUCUAUGCGGGAAAAACGACUGGCGACGGUUUGUGAAGAAGCCAAAUGCCCAAAUAUUGGUGAAUGUUGGGGUGGUGAUGAGGAGGAAGGAACUGCCACCGCAACUAUUAUGGUGAUGGGAACACAUUGUACACGUGGAUGCCGCUUUUGCUCUGUAUUGACAAGCCGCAAACCUCCACCACUUGAUCCUCAGGAACCUGAAAAAGUGGCGGAUGCCGUUUCUGAAAUGGGAGUUGAUUACAUCGUCAUGACCAUGGUGGAUCGUGAUGAUUUACCAGAUGGUGGGGCAUCCCAUGUUGUACGGUGUAUUAAUACUAUUAAAGAGAAAAAUCCAAAAGUACUUCUUGAAGCUUUGGUGGGUGAUUUUCAUGGUGACCUUAAACUUGUUGAGAUGGUCGCUACCUCACCACUCAGUGUGUAUGCACAUAAUAUUGAAUGUGUUGAACGCAUUACACCUAAUGUACGUGAUCGUCGAGCUUCAUACCGACAGUCACUCAAAGUACUCGAACACGUAAACACUUUUACGAAGGGUGAAAUGCUUACGAAGAGUAGUAUUAUGUUAGGACUUGGUGAAAAGGAAGAAGAAGUGAGACAAACGUUGCGGGAUUUGCGUACUGCUGGCGUUUCAGCCGUAACCCUUGGUCAAUAUCUGCAACCCGCACGUACACGUCUAAAAGUCAGUCGCUAUGCACAUCCAAAGGAAUUUGAAAUGUGGGAAAAGGAGGCUUUAGAAAUGGGUUUCUUGUAUUGUGCAUCAGGGCCUAUGGUGCGAAGCUCAUACCGAGCUGGUGAGUACUAUAUAAAAAGUAUCCUCAAACAACGCCAAGAUGCAGCUAAAACAGUAGAUCCAUUGAGUUCUACUACUACUACUACUACUACUACUCUCUCUGGUAGUAGUGUUGAUUCUGAUAAUAAAGAUAGUGGUGCUAAUUCUACUACUUCCUUGGGGAAUUAA
This is a messenger RNA of Trypanosoma theileri, 1302 nucleotides long. RefSeq names its product putative lipoic acid synthetase, mitochondrial precursor. Bases 1 to 1302 code for a protein of 433 amino acids. NCBI's taxonomy places the organism in Eukaryota, Euglenozoa, Kinetoplastea, Trypanosomatida, Trypanosomatidae. Gene Ontology annotation, molecular function: lipoate synthase activity; 4 iron, 4 sulfur cluster binding. Gene Ontology annotation, cellular component: mitochondrion. The record is from RefSeq and is a predicted model, not a curated record. The transcript has a single exon. Gene Ontology annotation, biological process: lipoate biosynthetic process.